AACACAGAAGAUUCACCCAUUUGAGGAGGAAAUUGCUUCCUUACUGGAAAACCCCACCAAGUAUUCGGCUUUUUGUAACUUCACACCGAGCAGCCAAAGCGCAGAAAUGAGCACCUCAUACAAUUGGGUCAAUACAGAAGCUCAAUUGGAGAAUCUGGCUAGGUUGUUGGGUGAGGAGAAAGCUUUUGGUGUUGAUACAGAGCAACACAGCUUUCGGUCAUUCCUAGGAUAUACUGCACUUGUGCAGAUCUCUACCCAGAAGGAAGACUAUUUGAUAGACACAAUUGCUCUACAUGAUGCGAUGGGUAUUCUGCGCCCAGUUUUUGCCAGUCCAUCCAUCUGUAAGAUCUUCCACGGAGCUGACAAUGAUGUUCUUUGGCUUCAGAGAGAUUUUCAUAUUUAUGUCGUGAAUAUGUUUGAUACUGCCAAAGCAUGUGAGGUUCUAUCAAAACCACAGAAAUCAUUAGCAUAUUUGCUAGAAUUAUAUUGUGGAGUGACUACCGACAAGACAAUGCAGCGUGAAGAUUGGAGAAUACGCCCGCUGACAGCAGAAAUGAUUGAGUAUGCCCGUUGUGACGCUCACUAUCUGUUGAACAUUGCAAAUUGUUUGGCAUCAGAGCUCCAUUCAAAAGGCUGUGAUUCUCCCGAUGGCAAAAUCAAUUUUUUCUUGGAGGCUAGCCGUCGGUCAAACAUGGUGUGCAUGCAACUAUAUACAAAGGAAAUUGAAUGCCCUCCAGGAACUUCCUCUGCAGCUUCUAUUCUCUCACGAAAUUUACAAACUCAUGGACUUGACUCCAAGAAGUCUAGUGAAGUGAAGGAUCUUGUUCGGAAAUUUUGCGCAUGGAGGGAUUUAAUGGCUCGCAUGCAUGAUGAAAGUUUACGGUAUAUCCUGUCAGACCAAGCUAUAGCUGCCCUUGCUGUUAGUGUUCCAAAAGGUCCAACGGAGAUCUGUGCUGUCAUAGCAGAAACUGAGCUAAGUGCUUCAACUGUGAAUCCUUCCUUGACGUCGCCAUCUCCUAUUGUUGGUGCUCACAUUGAAGAACUCUGCUAUUUGAUUGAGGACACCACAGUGAGCAUGGAUAACUUGUUUACAAGUUUGCUUGGAAAGUAUAAAGACCCAAGUGGAUUAUGUCGACUAUCUGUCUAUAAUUAUAACCUUGUAUCACAGCUAAGUUUGAAGCAAACAAAUAUAUUUGCUUUUGCAUCAAGUGGAGAAAAGUUGUUGAGAGCACCACAUAAACAAAAGGCUUCCCGGGAAUCAUUCAUUAAGAAGUUUUCAUGUAAGUCACCAGUUUAUCACAACUGCAGGAUCUAUGCUAGUGACGGAAGACUACUUUGCUACUGUGACCGCAAAAAGUUGGAAUGGUAUGUUCAACGGGAUUUGGCAAAGUUAGUAGAAGAUAAUCCUCCAGGGAUCAUGCUUUUGUUUGAACCUAAGGGCCGCCCAGAGGAUGAAGAUAAUGAAUUCUAUAUCCAGAGCAAGAAAAAUAUUUGUGUUGGAUGUGGAGAAAAGAGCCACUAUAUCAGAUAUAGAAUAAUACCAUCUUGCUACAGGAUGCAUUUUCCAGAGCAUCUGAAGAGCCAUCGUUCACAUGAUAUUGUACUUCUAUGUGUGGAUUGCCAUGAAAUCGCUCAUUCAGCUGCUGAGAAGUACAAGAGGCGACUAGCACAGGAAUUUGGGAUACCCCUUUUUGUGCAAAAGAUAGUGAACUCGGGUGAUACAAGUCUAAUAACCGAUGCAUCAUUGUCUGAAGAUAAAUUGAAUGGAACAGGCGUAUCUCCUUUGCUGCUUAGGACUGCUGCAAUGGCCCUUCUGCGGCAUGGGUCUAAUAUGCCUUUGAAGAGACGUGAAGAGCUAAUGCAGAUUGUAAAGUCAUACUAUGGUGGUAGGGACGUGACUCCUGAAGACCUGGAGAGGGCAUUACUUGUUGGUAUGAGCCCCCAUGAGCUAAGGCGGCUUGAAAAGAAAAAAGGGUAUCCUCAAUCUUUUAGAGCUCAGACUCAAAACAUUAUUAGGAAGACCAACAACAAGACCAUCUUAGAAGACAUCGGACAUGAUUCGGAAAAUAACCAUGCUUUACCUGAGCAAGAUUCAGAUGAUGGUCAACAAGGUACUGAUGGAAUUGGGUAUGAUGGUCAGGAGGAAGAUUCAAGUGUCAGCCAAGGAAGCGCAAGUUUGUUAGUCGGUAUGGAUGAUUCCACUUCUGAUUCUAAGAUGGAAACGCUUGGGACAGAUGACUUGCAGCUAUCAAGAAAUGGGACUCAUGUAAAUGAUCAUCUGGAUGAGGAUUCUACGAGCACCGACAGUUCUAUUUCCAAGCAUGCUGAGAAGAAGAUAUCGCUGCUGGGACAUGGGCAUCACGGUAAACAAGUUGUGGAGCUUUUGCUGGCCAAAGGUGGGGAGGAGGCUGUUAACCAGUUUUGCCAAAGAUGGAGGCAUGUUUUCGUAGAAGCUGUCCACCCCCGUUAUUUACCUUCUGGCUGGAAUAUAAAUCACAGUGGAAGAAGAGAUUUUGGCGACUUCAGUGUCUACAAACAACCGAACCAAGAACCUCAGCCUGCUGAGUGAUUAGAACUUUAGGAGAGGCUGUCAGUGCUCCCUUUAGGACUUGAAGAGGGGCUGGCAUUUUAUCAAGCCCAUGUUUGUAUCACUGGAUUCUUUCGGUAUGUGGCACCUGGCUUGUUUCGAAGAAUUUUGUAUCAAUUUGACACAAAGUUAUUUGGAUUCACUUGGACUAA
Lolium rigidum is the source of this 2739-nucleotide messenger RNA. RefSeq names its product protein RRP6-like 3. Gene Ontology annotation, biological process: poly(A)-dependent snoRNA 3'-end processing; nuclear polyadenylation-dependent snRNA catabolic process; nuclear polyadenylation-dependent CUT catabolic process. The record is from RefSeq and is a predicted model, not a curated record. The coding region runs from base 107 to 2569 and encodes 820 amino acids. Gene Ontology annotation, cellular component: nuclear exosome (RNase complex); nucleolus. The transcript has 11 exons. Gene Ontology annotation, molecular function: nucleic acid binding; nucleotide binding; 3'-5'-RNA exonuclease activity. Lineage: Eukaryota; Viridiplantae; Streptophyta; Magnoliopsida; Poales; Poaceae.